AUGGAGCAGCACACCUGGGCCUUCACCUUUGGCAUCCUAUGCAACAUCAUCUCACUCAUGGUCUUCCUUUCACCACCCCCGACGUUCUACCGCGUGUACCGUAAGAAGUCGACGGAAGGGUUCCACUUGACGUCAUAUCUCGCGACGCUCUUGAGCUGCUUGUUGUGGAUGUACUACGUCUCCCUGAAGUCCGGCUCCAAGCUCCUCCUCACCAUCAAUGGCGUCGGCUACGUCAUCGAGACCCUCUACAUCGCCAUGUACCUGGUCUACGCCCCCAAGAGCGCCAGGCUCCUUACCGCGAAGCUCUUCAUUGGCCUCGACGUCGGGCUCUUCGGCCUUAUUGCCCUCGUCACCAGGCUCGCGUCGGCCGGCCCGCUCGGCGUCCAGGUCGUCGGCUGGAUCGGCGUCGCUGUCGCGCUCGGCGUCUUCGCCGCUCCCUUGAGCAUCAUCAGGCUUGUGAUCCGGACCAAGAGUGUGGAGUUCAUGCCCUUGUCGAUGUCCUUCUGGCUCGUUCUCAGCGCGGUCAUGUGCGGCGCGCUCAUUCGCAGAAAAAGGUCCAUUUGUCCUGGUUUCAGAGGCUCAUUAGCCCCGGUUCCGGAACAGGGACUAAGUGCAUCUCCAACAGUCGCCGCAAUAAACACGCACGCGGUAAACACCAUUUUUACCGCGCACGGGACGAAUCCGUGCGCUCCAGCGGACACGGCAAAAACGCGCGCGCGGGAGAAAGCGGGCGGCCGCGCGCCAGAUUUGGCACGCCGCUUUCAGUGCGCUACAAAAUGCCGCACCUGCCACGCGGCUGCCCACACAGCCACGCGUCUCUCCCUCGCGCUCUCGACUCUUCCUUUACACUCUUCCUCAGCCGCUCCCUCUGCCGCCAUGCCGCCGCGCCGCCGUUCAUCGUCGGGCUACCGCGGCAUCCGUGAGCGCCCCUCCGGCACCUACUACGCCGAGAUCCGGUCCAGCGACGUCCGCCUCGGCCUCGGCACGUUCGAGACCGCGCACGAGGCCGCCCGCGCGUACGACGCGGCGGCGUGGUGA
Molecule: messenger RNA, 1038 nt
Organism: Hordeum vulgare subsp. vulgare (domesticated barley)
Lineage: Eukaryota; Viridiplantae; Streptophyta; Magnoliopsida; Poales; Poaceae
Product: bidirectional sugar transporter SWEET15-like
Exons: 4
Coding region: 1-1038 (345 amino acids)
Biological process (GO): regulation of DNA-templated transcription; carbohydrate transport
Cellular component (GO): membrane
Molecular function (GO): DNA binding; sugar transmembrane transporter activity; DNA-binding transcription factor activity
Source: RefSeq, a predicted model, not a curated record